CCCGUCGAGGUCGUAUGUCUAUAACCAGCGUGACGGAGCGUAGGAGCUUAUGUUUGAUUCCGUUGUGUUUUCCGUUGAUUAUCAAAAAUGGCCAUCUCCGACGCCGGAGAUGAGUCCCGAGCUUCGCUUCUUCUUUCAACCGUCGACGGAUUCGUCGAUUACAGAGGCAAUCCUGCCGUCAGACCCUCCACCGGCGGCUGGAGAUCCGCCGGACUCAUCAUCUGUGUGGAGGUGGCAGAGCGAUUCGCCUACUUCGGGAUACUCUCGAACCUGAUAACGUACUUGACGGGUCCUCUGGGCGAAUCGACGGCGGCCGCGGCGGCGAACGUCAACGCCUGGGACGGAUCAGCGUUGUUGCUUCCGCUUCUAUGGGGCUUCGUCGCCGACUCAUUCCUCGGCCGUUUCCGUACAAUUCUCCUCGCCUCUUCUCUCUAUAUCUUGGGGCUUGGUUUGCUGACCUUGUCUGCCAUGAUUCCUUCUCUUGGAUCUUCUGAUUGCAAAGGUGCGGAUUCAUGCCCUUCUCAGCUCCAAGUAAUCAUCUUCUUCUGCUCUCUGUAUCUGAUAGCGCUUGCCCAAGGCGGGUUCAAGCCAUGCGUUCAGGCUUUUGGAGCUGACCAGUUUGACAGACAUGACCCAGAAGAGUGCAAUUCCAAGAGCUCCUUCUUCAAUUGGUGGUUUUUCGGCUCUUGCGCUGGCACCUUAGUAACUCUCUGCAUCUCAAACUACAUCCAAGACAACCUUAGCUGGGCACUAGGCUUCGGUAUCCCAUGUCUUGCCAUGGUUGUUGCUUUGGUUAUUUUCUUGUUCGGAAUUAGGAAUUAUCGGUUCGGCAGUGGACGAGAAGAUCGAAGUGCUCUCGUGAGAAUUGGUAACGUUUUCGUAGCAGCUGCAAAGAACUGGCGAAUACCUGAUUCAGCUGUAGCUGAUGCAGAAGAGAGCCUCGGGUUCCUUCCUCACAAAAGUUCACAGCAAUUCAGUUUCCUCAACAAGGCACUGAUUAAUCCAACAUACUCCUGUGACACAGCCGAUGUAGAAGAGGCAAAAUCAGUGGUAAGGCUUGUUCCAAUAUGGGUAACUUGCCUGGUCUAUGCCAUUGUGUUUGGACAGUCCAAUACAUUUUUCACCAAGCAAGGAGCAACAAUGGACAGAUCAAUCACGUCGGGACUCGACAUUCCGGCCGCCACCCUCCAAUCAUUCAUCAACAUAGCCGUGGUAAUCUUCAUCCCCAUCUAUGACCGUGCCUUCAUCCCUAUUGCAAGAUCAUUCACUGGUAAACCAACCGGAAUCACAGUUCUUCAGAAAAUCGGAAUCGGUAUUUCCCUCUCCAGUCUCGCUAUGGUAAUAGCAGCACUGGUCGAGAUGAAAAGACUCGAAAUCGCCAAGGAUUACGGGCUUGUAGAUUCGCCAGACGCCAUAAUCCCGAUGAAGGUAUGGUGGUUGGUUCCUCAAUACGUAUUUCUGGGUAUAUCCGAGGUAUUUGCCAUGGUGGGUCUUCAAGAACUGUUCUAUGACCAAGUCCCGACCGAGCUGAGGAGUGUGGGUCUGUCACUGUACCUCAGUAUAUUCGGUAUAGGGAAUUUUGUGAGCAGCUUUAUGAUCUCGGUCAUUGACAGAACCACAAGCGGAUAUGGGGAGGGAAGCUGGUUCGGUAAUAACCUGAACUUGGGUCAUCUGGAUUACUUCUAUUGGCUUCUGGCCGUUCUCAGUUCCGUCGGCUUGGCUUUCUACUUGCAUUUCGCCAAGUCACACAUCUACAAUACACCAUACCAUACACAUUGUAAGCCAUGAGAGCUUUCUUCUAGUGUGUGUGUAUAUAUAUGGUAGGCUUAUAUAUAUAUAUAUGCAUGCAUGUUCAUGUCCUUCUCAUAGUGUUUAUAUUGGAAUCUUGGGACUUGCCGUAUUCUGUACUCUCUCUUUCUCUCUUUCUGGUUUUUACAAUUGGGCGUAAAGGCUUGAAUGAUGCCUUGUUCCUUAUGUUCUUGUAUUACUUGUAAUACACCCUAAUCUUAGGAGUUAGGACCAACUUCUGUAUUUGAGUUGUGUAGAUUUUGAUCUAGAAAAUAACGAUAUUUUUUUAAAGUAAUAAUGAAGUAAAGUUUGUUACA
Tarenaya hassleriana is the source of this 2105-nucleotide messenger RNA. RefSeq names its product protein NRT1/ PTR FAMILY 5.10-like. Gene Ontology annotation, molecular function: dipeptide transmembrane transporter activity; tripeptide transmembrane transporter activity. Bases 88 to 1788 code for a protein of 566 amino acids. Gene Ontology annotation, cellular component: membrane. The record is from RefSeq and is a predicted model, not a curated record. NCBI's taxonomy places the organism in Eukaryota, Viridiplantae, Streptophyta, Magnoliopsida, Brassicales, Cleomaceae. Gene Ontology annotation, biological process: dipeptide transport; transmembrane transport. The transcript is spliced from 6 exons.